Helianthus annuus (common sunflower) is the source of this 1200-nucleotide messenger RNA. RefSeq lists its product as uncharacterized. Bases 1 to 1200 code for a protein of 399 amino acids. Gene Ontology annotation, molecular function: catalytic activity. The transcript has 2 exons. NCBI's taxonomy places the organism in Eukaryota, Viridiplantae, Streptophyta, Magnoliopsida, Asterales, Asteraceae. The record is from RefSeq and is a predicted model, not a curated record.
AUGAAUUUUGGAUCUUUGAAUAUUAAAGGUGCAGGAGGGGUUGGUAAGGCCUCGGAGGUUAAGGAAUUACGUAGAAAAUUUAAUCUCUCAUUCAUAGCCAUACAAGAAACACAGUUUAGAGACUUGCCUGUUAGCAAAAUCAGAAGGUUUUGGGAUAAUUCAGACUUCGAGUUUUCAAAGGUUGAUGCCGACGGUAGAUCAGGGGGUUUACUGUCACUAUGGAACUCAGGUGUAUUUAAGAAAGAGAUGGAAAUAAAGAACCAAAACUUCCUUCUUAUUAAAGGCCGUAUUGUUGGGGAUAAUGAGGAUCUAGUAAUCGUCAAUGUGUAUGGGUCCACAAAUCAAGCAAACAGAAGAAGGCUUUGGGAAGAAUUGUUGGCGGCUAAGAACUCAAUAAAUGGGAACUGGAUUAUGUUAGGAGACUUUAACGAGGUGCGAGUCUCCGAAGACAGGUUAAAUUCCCACUUUGAUGCAAAUGGUGCAUUGUGCUUUAAUAACUUCAUUAGUAGCGGAGGGUUGCAAGAAUAUAACAUGGGGGGAAUGAAAUAUACAUUUUUAUCGGGUGACGGCUCCAACCUCAGCAAAAUAGACCGUGUAUUGGUGUGUGGCAAUUUCAUGGGUAGAUGGCCAAAUGCUUCCCUAUUAGCUCUAAACAGGAGUAUAUCUGAUCAUAGCCCACUAAUAUUAACAACAGUCAAUAACAGUUUUGGUCCUUCACCAUUCAGAAUUUUUAGUAGUUGGUUUGAGUUGGAGGGAUUCGAUGAAGCGGUAAAAAAAGGAAUCAUGGCAACGUGUGAUUCGAAUUUCAAGGAUGAAGUGGUAGCUGUAAAACUAAAAGCAAUCAAGGAGGAGUUGAAAAAAUGGAGAAAAGAAAAAAGGGAACAUGAUGAAAAGGCGUUGUCUGAAGCUCAAAACAAGCUGAAGGAGUUGGAUACAUUGGUAGAAACUAGGGCAUUAUCGAACGAGGAACUAUCAACAUGGCAUGAAAGCAAGAGGAAGAUAAAGGAAUGGGAAAAUACAGCUGCUAUGGAUUUGCAACAGAAAUCCCGCAUACGUUGGAUAGGUCUUGGAGACGAAAAUACAAGUUACUUUCACGCGAUUGUUAAUAGUCACAUUGCAAGGAAUAAAAUAAGUGGGCUGUGGAUUGGAGGAAUUUGGGUGACGGAUCCGGGCUGGGCCCAGGAGAUUUCAAAAAACUAA